Messenger RNA from Rodentolepis nana, 351 nucleotides. Lineage: Eukaryota; Metazoa; Platyhelminthes; Cestoda; Cyclophyllidea; Hymenolepididae. The record is from the annotation of a GenBank genome assembly.
AUGCCUGAAAAGUGUGCAAAGUGCAACAAGGAAAUCACCGGACAAGUUAUUCUGGCCCUUAACAAGAAAUGGCACAACGAGUGCUUUGCAUGCGCGGGAUGCAAAACUCCACUCCAAGGCAAGCAGUUCUUCCAAAAGGAGGGAUCUAACUACUGCGUUGAAUGCCGUCAGGCGAAAUUCGAUCCCACUUGUGCGAAAUGCAACAAGAAGAUCGACCCAACCAUCAAGUAUUCAAUCUACCAGGAUGCGACCUACCACCGAGAUUGCUUCACCUGCGCGCAGUGCAAAGCCUGUCUGGAUGGCAAGAAAUUCGUCAGCAAAGACAGCGGCUUUUUCUGCGCCAACCACUAG